This is a messenger RNA of Porites evermanni, 4306 nucleotides long. NCBI's taxonomy places the organism in Eukaryota, Metazoa, Cnidaria, Anthozoa, Scleractinia, Poritidae. The record is from the annotation of a GenBank genome assembly.
AUGUCAAAAGGAAGGAAGAAGCUGAAGAGAAUCUCGGACUAUGGUUACCAUGUUCCAUUAUUGAAGAGUUUAGAGGUACAUAUAAUGCCUUAGUGUGGUCUACAAUGGACUAAUCAUUUUUGUUAUGUGAUUGUUAUUGAAAAAAAUGAGUCAGCCACUGGCAUUAAUGCCCUUGUCAUGGAUUAUAAACUCCAGUUUGGCUUUAUAUACAGAAACAUUGUCUCCAGGGUUGAUUGUUAGAGUCUUAGACACUUAAACCUCACUCUUUUUCUCUUGUCUGUCAUUUCUUUUCCUUAUUUGGUGUCUGAAUAGCGUUAUCAGGCCUUCUUUGAUUGAACAAAUUGGUAUUUAAAGUCACUUCUUUUUAUUUCAGGCACUUUUGCAGAACCCUGAUGUUCUUCACGAGGUUGAUAACCCACAUCACUCAAAUGAUGAUGUCUUGCGUGAUGUUUUGGAUGGUGAAUUUGUACAGAACCAUCCAAUUUUUGCUGUCCAGAAAGAUGCCCUUAUCAUUUUAGGAUACUUUGAUGACCUAGAGAUUGCCAAUCCUCUUGGCUCAAAGGCUAAAGUACACAAAAUUGGUAAGUAAGUAGUUCAUGGUGAGUCUUCAGUGUUCUUUUUUUGGUGUGUAGGUAUAGACAUGAUGGUAGGGGUUAGUGCGUGACCCUACUAGUUUGUUGAGGAAGGUCUUACAGAACUGUAGUUAACUGCCAUCACAUUUCAUUAACAUGUAAAUGUUUGUAUUUGCAGGAGUGUUUUAUUAUGUACUUGCAAACAUCCAUCCCAUGUACCGUUCCACUCUCAGAAAUAUCCAGCUUAUUGGUAUUGCAAAGACACAGGACUUGAAGAGGCAUGGCAUUGACAAAAUGUUGUUACCAUUCACGCAAGAACUCAAUGAACUUGCCAAGGUGUGAACAGAAUCUUAUAUAAAUUGUAGUCACAUUCCUGUACUGCUAGUAAAAUUUAAACCAAGUAAUAAAAAACUCCAGUCAGUUUUAGUGCAAAAUAAAACUUACGGUGCAUUUAGUAAAUAUUUCCCUUUCGGCAGCUGGUAUAUCUGACGAUAAUGUCUGCGGCUGAUAGAUUGUCCUAGAAAUGAACAGUUCAUUUCAAGGGCAACUCGUGAUACACAGUUGAAAGUUGAAAAUGUUGAAAACAAAAGUGAUCUGAUGACGAUUCCGAAUGACAUUGAGUUAAUUUUAUUGAAAUUGUGAUUGGAUUCUUGAAAAGACUGGCUUUGUGAUCCAAAAUAGCCAAUAAAAUCACACAAAAAUUAAUUGGUGGGUUAUAAAAUAUCAUACAUCUAAACUUAUUGCUUGCAUGUUGACUUUCUUCCCACGUAAAAAGGAACAAGGACAUUGCUUUAAGAUUCAUGGACAAGAGAGGUACCUACGAGGAGGCCUUCUACUAUGGACUGGUGAUACACUGGGUAGCAAUUGUGUCAGCUGUUUCAAAGAAGGUGUUGGUGGAGCCCUUAGAAUAUGCAGACACUGCAUGGGAACAAAGGAAGAAACUGGAAGAAAGGUAAUUUCUUUUUGUCUCCUUAUAAUAAUGAAACCAAACAAAAGAAAUUUCAAAUCAAACUUGGUUCAAAUAAUUUUAACCUGAACUUGACAUUUUAAUUGCAACUGAUCAUGAAUGCUGUACAUACUGUAUGUAAAUUCUAAGCUCUCAGAGAACUGAUGACUUGUUUUAUGUUAUUUCAGGAUUGCACUGUUGCCUCAUGAUAUGGUGUUUUUUUUCCAGUUUCGAGCAGAAGAAUUUCAAGCAAGAAACCUGACCGAUCACUUGCGAAUCUGUGGCAUGAUUGAGGAUCCAGACAAUGCACCUCAUGUUCGUGAUGCCCUUUCAACUACAUAUGGAGUUAAUGGGCUCAGUGUGAUGAACAGGGUUGCCAACUUCGAUGUGUGCCAGUGUUUUCCUGAAGACAUCAUGCACAUUCUCUUUGAGGGAGUUGUGCCUUAUGAGACCAAGCGUUUUUUGAAGGUGCUGAUUGAUGAGAAACGAAGCUUGACCCUUAAAGAGCUAAACCACCGAAUGGAAAGCUUCAAUUAUGGCUAUAUGCACAACAAGGACAAACCAACACCUAUUGCCAGGGAGACACUGAAUGCUUUGGAGGAUGCUAAAUUAAAACAGAGUGGUUAGUUUCUUUCAAUUAUUUAAUAAUCAUACUUAACAUGUUUUUCAUUACACAAGAGAAGCAGUGCUCAAUACCGAGUAGAUAGAUAGAUAGAUAGAUAGCAUUUUUCCGCAACAAAACUAGCGAGAGACAGAGUUGUAAAGGAACAACAAAGCGACACCAGACCACCCUUUGGAAGACCUCUAUGAAACUGGUAUCUCUACAAUAUUUACUUCAGUAAGAAUAGUACAAUCAGCUGUAUACAAAGUCACUAUUUCUAUGUCACACAGUUGAGGUGGAGAUAGCAUCAAAUUUACAAAUCUGUUAAAUAAUCUUCCGUUAUGACAUUAAUGCAAUGACUCCAGUCUUUGUUCCUCAUAAGCGAAGUCAGUUUAAAGGACCACCUGCUUAAUUGAUUUGGCAUAGUUAUUCUUUUUAUACUUCUAAAAAUUAUUAACUAGAAAAGGGGCUUGCAGGGCAAUAGUAAUCAUAAAUUUUCAGUAUUUUUUUUUCUUUUGAAUGUUACAGCAUCCCAGAUGUGGUGUCUUUUUCGCUUUCUCCCUGUAUUAAUUGGGGACAAAGUUGACGUGGAGAUGGAGGAGUGGCGUUGCCUUCGGACUUUGUGGAAUAUUGUCCAACUCUGUACUGCUCCGGCCAUCAGAAAAGAUGACGUUCCAUACUUGCGGGUUCUCAUAGAGGAACACCAUACCCUCUUCAAAAGACUCUACCCUGAAGCCUCAAUCAUACCCAAAAUGCACUAUGUUAUCCACAUUCCAGAUGACAUAGCCAGGUGAUUAUGAAUUCAUUAUUAGCUUCCUAUUUGUCUCCUGCAGUGUAGUAAGCAUUAAUUUCACCUUAUAAUUAUAGUGUCAAUUAAAUCUUACUUGUUUUCCUUGUUCUUAAGAACACUUAAUGUGUUCCUUGAUUCCUAUUUGCUCAUACAGCGCUCAACAAUAUUUGUAUUCACUCAAUCAACAUAUUUACUAUUCCCUCACUAAACUUUACACUUUUCAACAUAGGUUUGGACCAGCACGGAACAUUUGGACCAUGUGAUUUGAGGCCAAGCACACUUUUUUCAAGGGAGUGAUUUCUAAGAAUUUUAAAAACGUUCCAAGAACUCUGUCAUUUCGUCACCAAAGGUAAAUGUAUUAGUUUUUUCUGAAAUACACUAGAGUGUUACUGGUCAUAUACCAUGGCAGAAUUUUCAUCGAACUAUGGCACCAAGAACUUAAAUACAUUUUCAGGACCUCAAGGACUUGACAAACACUAUUUUUAUAUUUAUACAUUUUUUGGAAGGGAGGAGAGGCUUCUGAAAUGAAACUGGAUGUUUUCUUUAUCCCUGAGGAAAAAUGGGGACUACUCGUAGUCUAGACAAAAGUGACAGCUUGAAAUUUGAAUUAUUAGGGGAUUGUUAACGUAUUCUUGUGUUUUGAUUGUUUUAUUCAGGAACAUGUGCUGGAACCUUUUGACAUCAACUGGACAUACAACCUCCAAAUAUCUGUAUGCAGGAGAUGUUGUUGGUCCAGGUAAGUGGAUCCCAUUACCACAGGUUUUCAGAAUUAGAUGAUUCAAUUCUAAUUUUGUAAUAUAUCAAAUUGUAAACAGAAGGUUAAAUGUUUGCUGUUUACUAUUUAUAGGUGACUAUGGCAUUGAUCUAAAACAGCAUCCCCAGGCUCAGCUAAUAAGUGAUGCUGCAGGGUUGGGUGAUGUCCCUGAGAGAUUUGUGGGAAGCAGGUAAGUUUGUGUUUCACCUGCAAAUCCUCUUUCUGUCUAUGUUCCAAAUGCUCUUGAUUUACCUUGAUUUAUACUUUGACUGAUAUUGUGACAGAUGUUAAUUGCAGUCUUUUAAUGUUCAGGGUAAAGCGUGUUGGGAUUCAUGGUAUUGAGUACAGACCUGGAUGUGUCUUGAGGCUACGCGAAAUGGAUGAUGUGGAGAAUGACUAUCCUGUAUAUGGACAAGUAGAUGAGAUCAUCGUUUGGGAAGAUGAGAAAUUUUUUAUUUUGACAGAACUUGCAACUCUUUCUUUUCACCAUCACUUCAUGGCAUAUGAAGUUGGGAGGACUGACCAUAAAGCAGUUGUUUUGCGCCAUGACUUACAAUGGUAUGGAGUAUUACAUAUUGUUCAAAAGAAUGGCAAGAAAUUUAUUGUGGAGAAGGACACAUGUUGUAUUGAAGACGUACUUUAG